Molecule: messenger RNA, 660 nt
Organism: Peromyscus leucopus (white-footed mouse)
Lineage: Eukaryota; Metazoa; Chordata; Mammalia; Rodentia; Cricetidae
Gene: Pcp4
Product: Purkinje cell protein 4
Exons: 4
Coding region: 118-393 (91 amino acids)
Cellular component (GO): cytoplasm
Molecular function (GO): calcium ion binding; calmodulin binding
Source: RefSeq, a predicted model, not a curated record
GGACAGGCUUACUCAGUUCACUGGGCUGGAAGAGACUGCAGGUGACAAAAUGACCUUUUCCACCGUAAACAGGGAAUAAUUCAACGCUCAAGAAGACACCAGCUUCAGGAGAACCCCAUGGAGUCAUCACAACCCAAGAGUCCCCUUGGGUCAGAGUCCAGUGACAUCCAGCAGGCUGGUAAUGUUCAAAGCGGCGGAGAGAUGAAAACCCAGAGACAAAGUGCUGGAGCGACCAAUGGAAAAGACAAGACCCCGGGAGAUAAUGAUGGGCAGAAGAAAGUCCAAGAAGAAUUCGACAUUGACAUGGAUGCACCAGAGACAGAGCGUGCGGCUGUGGCCAUCCAGUCUCAGUUCAGAAAAUUUCAGAAGAAAAAGGCCGGAUCACAGUCUUAGUGGGGAAGCUGCUUCCUAUUCCAUCUGAAGACACCAUGUUCAACCACCAUCCAUCAAGAGACGGAAAGAGCAUUACCCUAGAGAGGAGUCACCCACACAGUAUACACCCCGCUGCAAAUCUGAUGCAUGUACAGAAACCCGUAGUAUGUAUGCCCCAUAGAAAGGUGUACACAGUGAAUUGUGGUAGCUUGACCCGAUUAUCUCCAUUACGAUUCAUCUGCAACUAUUUUCCCUGAUGUUGUAAUAAAAAGGAGGUAAGAUGAGCCA